AUGUCUGAUUUUCAGCUAGAAAUUCUGUUGAAAUUAAACGAAUUGGGAACAAUCGGAUCAACACUCGAAGUGUUCCCAAAUAUCGAUCCUCAAAUAGUUCUGUCUUCGCUCAACUCGCUGAAAGCUCAUGGGAAACUAGAUUACACGAAACAGGACAAAAAUUACUUCACUUUGACGAAAGAAGGUGAUGAAAUCGUUGCGAAAGGGUCUCACGAGAUGAGACUGCUACAGUUGGUGAACAAGUUCAGUAAACUACAAAUCAAAGAGGUUGCCACGCAUAUGGGUGCGGACGGAAAGAUUGGACAAGCAAAAGCUUUCAAAAACGGGUGGAUCUCGAAAAACAAGGACAACGAACUGACCGUCAGCGACAAAAUCUCUUCAGUCGACGCGGUCGUCGAUGAGACAAGAGAUCUGCUGGUGAAAAUCCAGAAGGGAGAGUACAAGUCUGUCGACGAUAAGACGCUCAAUGACCUGAAAAAGCGUAAGUUGAUCACUGCCAAGAAGGAAACUGGUUUCCAAGUCGUCAAGGGCGCCGAUUUCUCGACCGAGCUCACCAAGCUCGAGACGGACCUGACUGCCGGCAUGGUGGCCUCGGGAACCUACAAGGACCUCAAGUUCAAGCCUUACAACUUCAACUCGGAAGGUAUUUUCCCCGAGUCCGGUGCUCUGCAUCCUCUGUCCAAAGUACGGGAAGAGUUCAGACAAAUUUUCUUCUCCAUGGGAUUCCAAGAAAUGCCCUCCAACCAAUACGUGGACACCGGGUUCUGGAAUUUCGACGCUUUGUACGUUCCUCAACAACAUCCUGCGCGUGAUCUACAAGAUACCUUCUAUUUGAAGGAUCCAAUCAAGAGCGAUCUGCCAGAUGACAAAGAGUACAUGGAAAACAUUAAAGCUGUUCACGAGCAAGGUAAAUACGAUUCCAUCGGGUACCGUUACAACUGGAAACCCGAGGAGUCGCAGAAGCUAGUCUUGAGAACGCACACCACUGCCAUUUCGGCAUACAUGUUAAAGAAGCUGGCAGAAAACCCCAAGCCCACAAGACUCUUCUCAAUCGACAGAGUUUUCCGUAACGAGGCUGUGGAUGCGACUCACUUGGCCGAGUUUCACCAAGUCGAAGGUGUCCUGGCCGACUACAAUCUAACGCUGGGUGACCUGAUUAAAUUCAUGGAAGGAUUCUUCGAAAAGAUGGGCGUCACUGGCCUACGUUUCAAGCCCACUUACAAUCCAUACACCGAGCCAUCUAUGGAGAUCUACUCGUGGCACGAGGGUCUAGAAAAAUGGGUUGAAAUCGGUAACUCCGGUAUGUUCAGACCUGAAAUGUUGGAAUCCAUGGGGCUUCCUCCAAACAUGAGAGUGCUGGGUUGGGGUCUAUCUUUAGAGAGACCCACCAUGAUCAAGUAUGGCGUGCAAAACAUCAGAGAACUUCUGGGUCACAAGGUCUCUCUCGAUUUCAUCGAGACCAACCCAGCUGCCAGACUGGACGAGGAUCUAUACGAAUAA
Messenger RNA from Lachancea meyersii CBS 8951, 1500 nucleotides. NCBI's taxonomy places the organism in Eukaryota, Fungi, Ascomycota, Saccharomycetes, Saccharomycetales, Saccharomycetaceae. The record is from the annotation of a GenBank genome assembly.